CAGGCCGAUGCUCUAUCCACUGAGCCAAACCAGUUAGGGCUGAAGAUGUAUUUUUAUAUUGAAAAGUGAUGAAUGCGUUAUGUGAUUACUGCCUUCCCUUGAGGCACAGGAGCCUCAAGGAAUUGGCCCUGGGUAGGGUUUGCAAGAGGCGGGGAUGAGGGGCAGACCUGGUGAGAUGUGGGGUAGCUGCAAGCUAAAUCCAGCCCAGCACAGAGGGCACCAGGAGAGGGGGUGACACUCCGGGGCUUCCAGGUAAGGGAAGGUGAAGGGGUUCACAGCCAACCAGGAUGUGGCCACGGGGCAGGGAGAGCGAGGCCAUCAGCCCACGGCCCAUUGCUCCUGAUAACCGUGACACGUCCUGUGUGCAGAUGGGACAGGAGAUCAAUACGUCACCCUCUGAUCACACCCGCCCUGAUCUUCAAAUAUCAGUAUGGGCGAGACAUGCUUUCUGAGUCUGAGGUCAUUCGGUCCACCUGCCUCACCUGCCCCCCAACGGGAAGUAGCCUAAAGGAUGCGCACCAGACGCCUGACCCCGAGGACAUGGUGGGGACAUUGUUCCUGACCCCAGGAAGCCUGCCUCCUGCCUGCCCCCAUGCCCAGCUGAAGAACAGCCCCUACCCUGCUUCUGCCCCUCGCCAUGAAGUUCAACGCCCCUUCCUCCCCCCCGCAUCCGGGUGACUGACGAAAUGGCAGGGUGGGGCAGGGCCCUUCGUGCUGAGGGAGCCUGGCCUCAUGGGAACAGAGGGUUUGGGAGGGGCCUAAGGGCUUUAUAAGGCAGGGCUAGAGCAACCGGCCCAGCAGAGAACCGAGAGGCACCAGGCAGACCUCAGCAUCACCCAACUCCCGGCUCGGCAGACAAGAUGCAGCGGCUCUGCGUGCAAGCGCUGAUCCUGGCUCUGGCUCUGGCCGCCUUCUCAGAAGCCUCCUGGAAGCCCCGCUCGCAGCUGCAGGACGCACCCUCGGGCCCAGAGGCCAAGAGGGCCCUGGAGGCACGUUGGCUGGACCAGCUGGGCCCAGCCGCUCACCACCAAAGGCAGCUGAGGUUCCCGGAUCCCCCACACCCGGUGGCAGACCUGUCCAAGAAGCAGGGGCCGUGGCUGGAGGAAGAGGAAGAAGCGUAUGGAUGGAUGGACUUCGGCCGCCGCAGUGCUGAGGAAGGGGACCAACAGCCCUAGCACCGAUUUCAGAGCUCAGCCACCUCCCAGCCCAGCCCAGCCCCAUGGAAAACCAACCCAAAUAAACCCGCUUCCAAUGGAA
Messenger RNA from Myotis myotis, 1257 nucleotides. It is a transcript of the gene GAST, whose product is annotated as gastrin. Bases 861 to 1175 code for a protein of 104 amino acids. The record is from RefSeq and is a predicted model, not a curated record. The transcript is spliced from 3 exons. NCBI's taxonomy places the organism in Eukaryota, Metazoa, Chordata, Mammalia, Chiroptera, Vespertilionidae. Gene Ontology annotation, cellular component: extracellular region. Gene Ontology annotation, molecular function: hormone activity.